CACGAGGGUAUCAUUCCUCAUAAAAAAAAAAGGUGUAAAAAGUGUUUCAGUGUUGGAUUUCAGUAAUUCAGACGUAGCAAUUUAGUUGCACGAUAAGGGCUGUGCCUCGAGUAAAGUUUCACCAGUUGACAAGGUUGAGAAAGAAAAGGAAGUCUCUUUGAGCUACGUGAAAAUCGUCGCAAAUAAAGCACGGAUUUGUUGCGUGGCACCAAAAAGGUACGUACGUAAAUUGCUAUUGCUUCAGCAGGGUGAAUUUUUCCCUUUAAGGUUGUGCUCACUGCUUAAAACUAUUGUUACUUAAAAGCUUUCACUAAAUUAGAGAAGAAGGAAAAAAAAAGAGAAAGAAAGUCUUGUUCAUCAAGUGGGAGUGAAAUCUUUCGUAGAAGUGCAAAUCUUCGAGAACUUUACAAACUGAUGAUAUUCGGUAACCUGUGAUAAUUUUUGUUAUGCACAAGUCGAGCCUUAGAAGAAAUCGAAUUAUUUUCGACUUCCUGUGACGAGGAGUAUUAAAUGCUAAAAAAGAACCAAAUAACAAGAAAUUAUUGAUAAAGUAUGGGAUUUGUAUUCAUUUACUUCAACAGAAAUUAAGUUAAUGAUCCGUCUGUUAGUAUCAAUUGGUUUCGUGGUAAAUGGAGAGAAGACAAGUCAGGAUUUUCAGCAAAACUUUCCCUUUAACACGCAGUCGUUUUCGUAUCUUUGAUGGUGGUGUAUCAUUUAGUAUCAAGGAUUUGGAGACAACAUCAUAAUAUUUCGUUUUCGAUGAUUUGUUCGUGUUUGUUUUGAAUAAAAUGCGCCAUAUCGCGUGGAACUUUAAUUAGAAAAUGAAUGCGAAGAAAGAGGGUGGAAUUCUAUUUUCUGCUUUCUUGUUCUAUUUAUGGUUCUUAAUUAGCCCUUCAACGCCUGUUCUGCACAAAAAGCCUCGAUUAACCAAUGAUACUCUUUCAGGUCAAAUGUGAAGUAUAAAUUAUUAUUUUCCACUCACGUCGCAAGACUGAGAAGACAGUAGAGCGAUGAAAACAUCAAACAUGUUUCCUGUCUUUUGAAAAAUGAAACUAAUUAAUUUUUUUUUCUUUAGAUCAUCUCAAAAUGAACACGUUUCUAUUCAACGCCAUUAUGGUCAUCCUCUUGACAGCAGAGCUCGGACAAAAUUUUCGUAUCAUUAAUCAGAAACUUCCGUCCACCUAUGAUGUUAAGGAAUGUCCCCCCGGAUUCUUACCGUGCGUUUCACAAAACGGAGAGCACGCCUCUGAUCAGGACGGGGUGACUUCUUUGGGUACAUUAGCCACCAUAGCAACAAGCGGGAGCUCAGUCGAGGCGUCUACUCCGACAGCAUUACCCUCUAAUGCAACUGAACAGCGAAAGACACCCAAGGCCCCUCUUGGAGGAAAUAUGGCGGAAACAGGGGACUCAAAGACCAAGAGCUUGCAGAAUGGUGGCCACGAAUGUCCCCCAGGAAUCUGGGUUUGUUGAGCAAAGUGUGCAGUCAGAGGACCAUCUCAAUUAAUCUUUUCGUAAUCAGAUGUGGCGGAAUUUAAAGCGUGCUAGGUGUUAGAGUAGGAAACCGAAGGAUUUUAUGUUAUUUUGUUACGUUUUGUUGGAAUGUUCCUUUGCCAAGUGCAAAUUUUCACAACGAGUAGGUAGUGACUUUGGAAUCUCUACCUGAAAACAAACACUAAGUCGUACAAAUGUGGCAUUUGAAGUCACAUGAGUAUAGGAGUGAUAUGUUGCUUAGUAGUAUUAAGUGGCGUAGGGGUAAACGAGUUGGUCUGACAAAAUAAAAUGCUUAUCUUUUUUAUGUCUGUGGACAUGAUUGUAGAAUCGAACAAAUGAGGUAACCCUCAGGGUUGAUUUUGUUUUUUCCCGGAAAUUCCUACAAUUUUCCAUCGAAUUGACUGCACUUAGAAUGUUUCAUCUGGUUUACCGACGGAAAUUCUGAUGAGGCAAAAAUAUUAGGACUCAGUUUCAAUAUCAGCGGUCAUGAUACAGAAAUCAGUUUUGAUUUUAGAUCAAUCAAAUCGGCUUUUUAGCUUAGAGUUCAUCUUUAAUCAACUCAUAGGGUUGGCAAACAUGGUUGGAACUCUGAGUUGCGGCAAUAUUGAAAAUAGUUUCCGAGUCCCGAAUAGACUUUUAAGUCGCCAAAAUUCCAUAAGUUGGUAGUAAAUACAGUAAAAAUGUUGUUUGACCUUCUUAAGACAGAUAUCUCUAGCAUGGUUUAUCCUUACAUGUAUCGUGUGGAAAGUUGAACUAUUAUGUUAGCACUGUGUCUGCAUAAUCUCCGUCUAUUCAUUCCAUAACUUGUCUGGCAGAUAAUCAAAAGUCAAAAAAAAAGAAACAAAAUUUGCCAAUCCAGGUCUAAAAUCAGAACCAAUUAUAUUUGUGAUGACAGUAGAAGUGGAUUCACUCAACAAAGCAGAAACAUUAGAACUAAGCAGGCUAUAAUCAUCCUUGAAACUUGACAUCGUUAAACGAAAGAUGGAAACCAGUUACCUUUUCUCAUAUUUCUUGGUUACAUUUGAUUCUUGCUUUAUUCAAGUUUUGUUUCCUUUGCCGCUCCUCGAAUAACUAUUGCGGUGCAACUCAUGACACGCAAUGAGUAAAUCACGCGAUGCUGACGGAAGAAUUAUUUUGUAAACCUGUUUAUUUAACAUAUCAUUGCAAUCAAUAAGUGUUUUCUGUUCAAUCCAUGGCAUGCUAUCAGUAAAUCACGCGAAUUAAAUAGGAUAGCGUGAUUUUCUCGUCAACGAUUUAUUUAUUAAUCCUCUUUAAACCGUAUUCAUGACGGGCCUCGAAAGUGGAUUGCCGCAAGAAUGGGAAAACAAGUAUCAAAGAGCUGUAAUUGCAGCCAGCCUUGUGGUUGGCCGCAAAAUCAAUUUGCUGGUUGUAUAGUGUCCACUGAGUAACAUAUACAGACUUAGCGUCAGGAGAACUUUGCUAUAAGAAAGGAAUUAAAAAUCAAAAU
Pocillopora meandrina is the source of this 2959-nucleotide messenger RNA. Lineage: Eukaryota; Metazoa; Cnidaria; Anthozoa; Scleractinia; Pocilloporidae. The record is from the annotation of a GenBank genome assembly.